Molecule: messenger RNA, 2480 nt
Organism: Ooceraea biroi (clonal raider ant)
Lineage: Eukaryota; Metazoa; Arthropoda; Insecta; Hymenoptera; Formicidae
Product: ubiquitin-conjugating enzyme E2-22 kDa
Molecular function (GO): protein binding
Source: RefSeq, a predicted model, not a curated record
AUGAAGAAGGUCCAUAACUGUAGUUAUUUUAUAAAGAUAGCAAAAUGUGCAAUUAAGGUUGAGUUGGUCAACGAUAGUCUUACCGAAUUAAAGGGUGAGAUUGCUGGUCCUCCAGAUACACCGUAUGAAGGAGGUAACUUUGUGCUCGAAAUUAAAGUACCAGAGACAUAUCCCUUCAACCCUCCUAAAGUACGUUUUAUAACGAAAAUAUGGCAUCCUAAUAUAUCUUCCGUCACUGGUGCUAUCUGUUUGGAUAUUUUAAAAGAUCAAUGGGCUGCUGCCAUGACUCUGCGUACGGUAUUGUUGUCGUUGCAAGCACUGUUAUCAGCAGCAGAACCUGAUGAUCCCCAAGAUGCGGUAGUAGCUAAACAAUACAAAGAACAUCCUGAACUGUUUCGCCAAACUGCCACGCACUGGACAUUUGUAUACGCUGGCGGACCAGCGAAAAUACCUGAUUUAGAUGACAAGAUAAGGCGAUUAACAGACAUGGGGAUCGAGGAGCACAAUGCGAGAGUCGCUCUAUCCUCGUACAAUUGGGAUUUGGAACGCGCCACUGAGCACUGCCUCUUCAGUUAGUGAUAACUGCAUAGCUAAUCUGUCACAUCCACAAGCACCAACUCAUUUUACUAUUGAGAAUUUCCUUGAAUAAUUUCCUGCCCCAUUAUUGAUUAUCAUUACUUUACGAUUUUUUUUUUUUACAAUUGCAUGUAAAUUGUAAACUGUCACUUACAAUUGGUUUUACGAUUGGAGAAUUAUGCAUCUACAAUGACAAUAUCUGAAUGAUCUGAAAAAAAGGUAUCAUCAGAAGAGAGGUAAUUAAUCAGCCGUUAAUAUUCAUUUAUUUAAGUUGUAACAUAGACACGAGAGGAAAAUAAUAAAAAGAAACAACUGAGAGAGAUAUCGAAGUAAUCAGUUAAACUCCGAGCAUUCUGCAAACGAUAUAUUAUUCUGUACGUUGAUGUUCCAUUAACAGCAUCCCGCAGUUUUAAGAGGAGAGCAAAAUGUCGUUAGUGAUAACGCGAUACAAAAUUUAAGUUAACAUAUUCUUAAUUGUUCACUUCCUUUGUACUGUAAGUAACAAUUAUGUGCACCGAGUGCAUUGAAGAUCUGAUACAAAUACGCCCUACGCUCUAGUUUCGCGUACUGUCGUCCGAUUUUUCGUUACUCCGUCAGCCGAUGUUCCCCCACAUUAUAUUGCAAGCUCCAAGAUUGUAAUGAAAGUAUCGGGCUUUAAGUAAAAUCUCCUAUAGGUAUUCACUGGCUACAUUUCAAGCGUACAAUUAAGUAUCUCGAUUGCAAUCUUUCCGUAAUUUAUACUUCGUAUCGGUAAUGUGCAAAGUUUGCUGACGAGCUGCGUGUCCACAUUACAAAGUACAUUUACAAUCUUAAUCAUUACGUGUUAUUACAAGAAUAAUGUUAUUUAAUAGAAUAUACGUUUGCGUAUCCAUUACACUUCUGCAUAUUGUUAAAUUUCUAACAGCAAGGAAACAUUAGAUUGUAAAGAUUUACGAUUAUAAAGUAUACGAGAAAAUUCUAGACUGUCCAUUCUGCUUCGUCAUGUGUGUUACCUAAAUUUAUAAUUUGUCAAAAUAUAUCUCCUUUAAAGUCGAUCUUAAAAGACCACUGGGUAAUUUGGUCAAUGAGAGUUGCAAUAAAUAUAUAAUAAAAUCGAUACGUGCAUGUAAUGCACAUUCGUUAUUUUCUUUUACAUAGAUUGAAAUGGAGAGAUCUUAAUCAUCAUUUGACCAAGCGCGAUUGUAUAUUGUUCAAGUAGUAUGUGUGACUUGUAAAAAGAUUCAUGAACUUGAUAGUUUCAGUAUUGACAUUUUACAUUCGUACAUAUUUGUGACGUCAUUUUAUGUGAAGUAGUAAAAAUUGUCUAUCACUUCACAGAGAUAUGUCUGCACGUACGUACAUACAUAUGUUCGUUUGCUCUUUUCGUGCUUGUAUCGUGCGAUGUACAUUCCAGGUUCGGUAGUAAAUAGCAUUUAUUUAGCAGCCUCAGUGAAAUUUUAAACAUUACGACAUUUAAGAGAACGUUGUUGGAAAAAGGAGGUAAAGAAGAAAUUCGAUUAUUUCCAACUGUCAUAUCCAAUGAAAGGCAGAUUCGAUUCGAUGUGAAUAAUUAAAUCGUAAAAUUGUGAAGAAGAACAGUGCAGAUAAGAUAAAAAUGAAUUAAUUAGCUCAUUAUUUGUAUAAUAAUGUAUAUGGAGAAAUGCAUAGUUUUUUGUACAAUCAAAUGUUAAGCCAUGUGUGUUAUACUAUGAAAACAUGAAAAUUUAAUCUUGUAGUUUCAGUUUGUUAUUACUUUUUACGUAGCUUAGAAAUCCAUAGCUAAUCAUACCUAUUAUAGUCAAUUGUAAAAAUCUCUGUUUUGCUCUGAAUAUUGGGUUGAAAUCUGAUACAUCCUCUUUGAUGUUUUAAUCGCUGUAAUGUUUAACAUCAUGAGAAAAUAAAUAGUUCUUUUUCCAUUGUUCUAA